This is a messenger RNA of Oreochromis niloticus (Nile tilapia), 5894 nucleotides long. Its product is annotated as sickle tail protein. The transcript has 23 exons. The record is from RefSeq and is a predicted model, not a curated record. NCBI's taxonomy places the organism in Eukaryota, Metazoa, Chordata, Actinopteri, Cichliformes, Cichlidae. Bases 303 to 5756 code for a protein of 1817 amino acids. Gene Ontology annotation, cellular component: cytoplasm.
ACAGCAACGGGUGGAAAGGGGUGGAGUUUGUCAGUGCAACUGAUCCAUGCAGAGAAACAUGCGGCAUGUAGAAACUACGACGUCUCUAAAGUCCGAGAAAAGAACCUUUAAACUGCCGUGAAACCGCAGGACUUGAUUUUGACCCUUAGAGCUAAGUUACCUAGGAAGUGCUAAAACUCUAAAGCCGCACUGCUGAAACCAAGCAUCUCCUCCAGGUAAGGAGUCCCUGGUUUAUUGACAAUCCCCAAGGUGCUGGUGUCCCACACUUGGUGAAAGAGCAGAACAGGCUGGUUUCAAGUAGCAUGUCUGGUGGAGAGAUGAUACCCCUAUCUGCUGCCUUUACAAGGGGCUCUAAGGCCAGAGCAAGUCUACCUGUAGGCCGCUCAAGUGGUCAGACAAGAGGUUGGCCGUUAGGUGUGCUGUUCCUGCAGUAUGGGGAGGAAACAAAGAAAGUCUGGGUGCCCACAGAAAUCAGCAGUCAGGAUGCUCUUCGGGCUUUGUUUGUUACCGCUUUCCCUCAACAGCUCACCAUGAAGAUGCUACAGUCUCCAAACAUGGCCAUCUACAUCAAAGAUACCACCCGCAAUGUUUACUAUGACCUGGAGGAUAUUAGAAACAUCACCCCCAACUCCUUCCUGAAGGUGUAUCAUAAAGACCCUGAACAUGUGUUCAAACAUCAUGCCAAGUCUGCCAGUGUUGGAGGAAAGAUCCCCAGAGAGGUGUUGUAUGGCAGUCACAGUCCAGUCCACACUUUGUCAUCAUCCAGUCGUGGCACCCUCCAAAGCCUGCAAGGUUCCAUGUCUCCACCCAUGGCCCGGUCUAUGCCCUCCUCCCCUUCCAGGAUGCCAUAUGGUGGAGGGGGCAGUGGGGGAGUGCGGGACCCCAGCACUACAUUAGCACAGACACUUCGCCUUUCGGGAGCAGGACGAUCCAGUGCCAUAUGCACCAGCAGUGCCAUCCUGUUGAGGAGAGAUGUCAAGCCUGAUGAGAACGUUGACAGCAGUAAGGUCAUGGCCUUGGUGGUGCGUGGUGAAGGAGGACCACAUCCAGACUCCUACUGCGCUUCCCUGCAGGAUGGAAUAGGUCGCCGCAGCAUCUCCUCCCAGUGCAGUGCCCCUCCAUCUCUCACAACAGAUGUGGUGAAUGUUGGAGUCCUAGGAAUCCCAGCAGGGCUGCAGCAGUACCGAGCCUCCAUUAAACCCCUGAUGGGCUAUGGAGACAGCCAAUCUAAUCUAGAGGAUGGGACCCAUUCCCUCCACAGGCGGAAGAGUAGGAGGUAUGCUGGCGGUCAGCUUCCCCCAAUGGGAACCAAAAUCCUGCCUAGUUCCCCUCACAGACUCAGUGAAGUCAGGAUGUUUGAUGGUGGACAAAUCAUCGGAGGUGUGGGCCUAGUGUCUCCUGAGAAGAAGUCACUGAUUCGCCGGUCCCUGGGGCAGGACUAUAACAGUGCUACACUAGAGAUUAUAAGCAGUAGCAGAGGAAGUGGAUCCUCAUCCUCCACCUCAUCUGUUUUUGCUGACAGUCCUGUCGGACAAACUAAGAGACUGUUUCAGGGCCAUAUGAAUGCCAGCAAUGCUCAAAGUGAGAGAAUCAAAGCCAUGGAGGAGCAGAUAGCCAGUCUAACAGGGCUAGUGCACCACGCUUUGUCCAUAGGACCAGGAGACAAGGAUGCUGUCAGUGAGAGUCCAGAAUGCAACCUUAUAAACAACAGACUUGGAGUAUCAUCUGAGCCUCAGAAUCCUGCUGCUUUGACUGACAGCUUUACCUCCAUCCAUCCAGCUCCUCGGGCCCCUGCUUCUGACAGCAGAAUGCAACAGCGUUUAGUGUCAGCCAAGAGGAAUGUGUGUGAGCUGCGAUUCCAGUUGAACCAACUCAGACAGUUACAGUUAUCAAACCAGGAGACUGUGAGUUCUACGCUGCAGAUGGCAGGCCACGAGCUAGUGGUGUUGAUGUGUGAUCGGCUGGCUCAAUUUGAGGAGGCAGCAUUCAGACAGAGAGCUGAAUUGGAAGAGGAGAGGACCCUCUACCUUGCUGAAGAGGAGAGAAUACUCACACAGCUUAGUGAACUGGAGGACUAUGUGGACCAUUUGCAAAGAAGCUCCAUUACCGGUACAAGCCAGCUGAGUGUAACUCUGAGAGACAUAGAGGAAGGAGCGAUGAGCCUGCGGGGGGUCGGGGAAACUCUGGCCAUUCUCAAAGGUGAGUUUCCAGAGCUGCAGAUGAAGAUGCGCUUGGUGUUGAGGCAGGAGGUAGAGGCAAUGCGUUUCCUGAAGGAGGAGCCUCUUAAGAUGGACUCGAUGUUAAAGAGGGUCAAAGCCCUGACUGACACCCUCAGCUCUCUCCGCAGGUGUGUGUCAGAGUCAGUCCCAUCACCCAGAUCAAUCCAAUUAGAGCCGGUAGAAGCUGUUGAACUGGGCAACAGACCAGCAAAGACCCAGAGUCUUCAGAACUCCCCAAAACCCCAACCUCGGUCCUCAGUCAGGCUGCCUCAGCUCACUCCUUCUCUCUCUGGGAGCCAGGCUGAGACCAGCUUGGUGGGCUUGCCGUCUGCGAUUGUGGCCCACGGAACGAAGAGCACAGCACCUUCUGUGGUCCAGACCUCCCAAAAUUCCCCCGGUCUCCCUCUGAAACCCAUCCCCGGACGGCACUCACCCACUGUGGCUAAGGUGCAUCCUCGCAGCAGAGAGGGCAGUCCCGCCCUGCAGAGGAGAACAGGUCUUCAGGAGUCUGACGAACUGGACCAACUUGCACCAACACCAGCAGAACACACCCACAGUGAGCGGACCAUGACAACAGAGAAACAAACUCAAGGGCACAGCCUCAGUGGAAAAGCCAGCUGUAUGAGUCAGUCCAGCCCCAGCCGAGUGAAAAAGCCAGCCAACUUCAGUUCUAGCCACACUCAACCUCCCAGCACCAGUAUCGACUUUAACCAGGUCCUACAAGAGGUCCAGGCCAGCGUAAUGGAGUCUAUCCCUAGUUUGGAUGUGUCAGAAUUCAGAGUGAACAAUUCUGCCUCACAACAUACAGCUCGACUUGCAUCAAAAUCAGAACAGAACACACCUCUGAACCUGACACUGCAAGGGGAGGAUCAGGCACUUGUAUUUGCCUCCCAGCAAGACACACCUUCCAAACAAAGUGAUCAAGGGGACUCCACUAAUUUAAAACCCCCAAACACAGCUCCAGCAUCAGUGUCACAGCUUCCUGCAGCCGCUGUGGACCUUCAGUCAUCGGCUGGUCUUUCAGCUACCUCAUCAGCUUCUCCUGGUGCCGAGUGCAGCAGCCGGCCACAGGUGGAAAAACCACGCCGCUCCAGCUUAGAUAAGGAGAUGAAGCACAGUCCAGACAGGGCAGGCAAGAGCCCCCCUCUUCCUCCUCCUCCUCCUCCUCCACGGAGAAUUCAUGCUGUCACUUCAGUUCUUACAACAGGAAGGUCAGGAGAGGUGGUCUUUGUAACUAGGAAAGAACCUGUUGGAGUCCAGCAGUCUGCACAGGAUGAGGCUGAUAAAGAAAAAGAGCUAUCUCUAGUUCCUCAGCUCAAACCUCCACGACAGCCACCAGAGGUCAAACACAAACCCCAGAUGUUUACUGCUGCACCUCUGGCUAUAUCCACCUCUGCCCCUGCUGCAGUGUCAGCACAAAGACAAGAGGAGGAGGAAGAAGAAGAGGAGAAAUUCUUGAAAGAGCUGCAGGUGACAGAACUGGCAAAUAAGAGUCACUCAUCAGGUGGAAAUAAACAAAAUGCAAAAAAGGAGAGGACAUCUCUAAAUUCACAAGUAGCUAAUGAGUUAGCAAUAUGUGACCAACAGUCAGACCCUCAGCUGUGCUUUACAAAUGACUACCCUCUUAAACUCAUAACAGCAGCUGGACUAAAAGCACACAGGGAAGGUGGGGAAAACUGUCUCGCUGAGAACAAAGUGGAGACGGUAAUUGAACAAGUGCCUUCUUGUCCAACAGUAAAGGAUGUGGAGAUAUUUCCACUGGGAACUUUAAAAGAUGUUAAACGUUUCUGGAACGAUGAGGAGGAGCCAACAUCAAGUCAGGACAAAGAUAUAAAAAUAAAUGAACUUAGAGUAGGAAGAGUUUCACAGAAAGAAAAUAUUAGAACUCCUAAUCAAGUGAAAGAGUUUGUGGGACAGGUAUCGUCGCCAGCCGCAAAAGAAAAGAAGGUCAAGGUUACAACAGUUGUCACUCUACAGAAAGAAAACAUUCAAGGAUGUGCCAAAAGUCCCAAAGACAUGAAUGAAACCGCCAAAGAAGCAUCAGAGAAGAAGUCUAAUGUGAUAGUAGAAACCAGAGAAAAAGAGAGGACAUCAGGACCACCAGUCCAGCAGAAUACGUCACUGAGGCCUGACCAGGAGUGUGUAACUUCAACCUCCGUUACAAAAUCUUCCCCAUUUUCACCCAUCUUAAAUUGUAGUAGCAAGCAGGGGAACCUGGAACAAACAGUGCUAGUAUCCGGUAACCAGUUGCAAUACACGGAAGAUGGAGGUAGCCUGAGCUGUGAUGAGGCUGGUGAGGGACCUCCCCCUCCACCCCCUCAGAUUUGUAAAUAUAGCCGUAUAAUCUCCAAGACCAGAAUCAGACCACAGUCCAAAGAGGAAACCUUAGCCAAAAUGAAUGGCUCUCAAAUACAAACAGUAUCUGGGGACACCGCUGGUGAGCCCACCUAUGUAAGACAUGAGAAUCACGGUUUUGAGGACGGUAAUGAUCAGUUUGACAGAAAACCUAUUAUUGUUAUCUUGAACCAGCCCGUGGACAUUCAGUCGGCCUACAAGCGGCUGUCUACAAUCUUUGAAAGUGAGGAAGAUACUGAUGGGAUUUUUUCUCCAGAGAGCAUUUCAGAUGAGGAAAAGACAAAACAAGAGGAAGAGGAACAGGGUAUUAGAAAAAGUGGUAUCACGAAUAUUAAUAUCGGAUCACUCACGACAGGAGAUGGUCAGAAUCCUCCACAAAUACAGCAUGAAGGACCUUCAACAGAUAAAAGCUCCGUUCUUGAAAACCAGGGCCAGACUAAAUCACCUUCACUUAAAAAAACCGAGACAAAAAGGAAAUUUAAAUUCAAGUUCCCUAAAAAUAGACUGACAGCAUUUAGCCAGGCUAUCAGAACAGGGAACAGGGGCAAACAAAACAGGGAAGAAGUUGUUGUUGAUGAGGAGGAAGUAGCAGAAUAUGGCACAACAGUCAAGGAGACCAAGAGCCAGACAAAUGAAUCGCAGAUGUUUAAAAUUAAUAAAAUGGAACAAAUGAACUUGGACAAAAGCAAUGCCUGCGACAGAGACAUCAAUAUCUUCUCUUAUAUUAAUACCAGACAUUCAGAGUCACAUAACUGGGUAGAAGAGCUCUGCAAAAAUACAUUCGACUCUAUAGACAGUCUAGAGAAGUCGAUUAAACAGUUGGAAAUCAGUGUGGAGAGUAUAACUGCCCCUGCUUCUUUAUGUGACUCAACUGACAAAGCUCAGCUUAAAAGAAAAAUCAAACAAGAACAAGAGAGAAGUCCGUCCAAAAGGUCAGCGACUCAGAUCACUAAGGGUACAGAUCCACCUGAGAGUAAGAAAGCCAAACCCCAGACUGCACGCGACACCGACAGAAACGGCAGCAAGAAACAGACUUCCAGCAGCACCUCCAGCUCUUCUGCUCUGCGAUCUCAUGCCAAAUCUCACCGUGCCUCUGGUUCACCAGAGAACACUCCUAAGGGCCAGCAGCAGAUCACCCAGAAACAGGCCAGCCAGCCACGCCUUGUCAGCACACCACGUUAACAUGAGUCCAGCCCACCGUGGGCUUCGCAGCAAUGGCAAGUGUCAGCAUCGCCUCGUCUUCACCUCCACCUCCAUCGCGUCCACCUCGGCUAAUAUUACUCCUCACCCUCCUCCUCUACCUCGACUUCUUCCCCAUUU